Arxiozyma heterogenica is the source of this 1470-nucleotide messenger RNA. RefSeq names its product squalene monooxygenase (gene ERG1). The transcript has a single exon. Gene Ontology annotation, biological process: ergosterol biosynthetic process. NCBI's taxonomy places the organism in Eukaryota, Fungi, Ascomycota, Saccharomycetes, Saccharomycetales, Saccharomycetaceae. Bases 1 to 1470 code for a protein of 489 amino acids. Gene Ontology annotation, cellular component: membrane; endoplasmic reticulum. The record is from RefSeq and is a predicted model, not a curated record. Gene Ontology annotation, molecular function: squalene monooxygenase activity; flavin adenine dinucleotide binding.
AUGUCUUUAACUGACGCUGAUAAUAAGAUCACAUAUGACGCCAUUGUCAUUGGUGCCGGUGUUAUUGGCCCAUGUGUAGCUACCGGUCUUGCAAGAAAGGGUAAGAAAGUUUUAAUUGUGGAAAGAGAAUGGACUCAACCAGAUAGAAUUGUCGGUGAGUUAAUGCAACCGGGUGGGGUCCGUGCUUUAAGAUCUCUUGGUAUGGUUCAAUCCAUAAAUAACAUUGACGCCCAACCAGUCACCGGUUAUACCGUUAUGUUCAACGGUGAAAAAGUUGAUAUCCCAUAUCCAUAUAAGUCUGACGUCGCUCCAUUAGUUAAAAUCGAUGGUUUGGUCCAUGACGGUAAUGAUCAAGUAGUAGACGAUGAAUACAUCAAAAGAAAGGACUUUGAAGAUGACGAAAGAGAAAGAGGUGUCGCCUUUGUUCACGGUAGAUUUUUGAAUAACUUAAGAGAAAUCGUUAAGAAAGAACCAAAUGUGACUUGUUUACAAGGGGACUGUAUCGAGAUCUUGAAAAGUGGCAAUAAUGAAGUCAUCGGUGCUAAAGUGGAUGUUCCAAACAGAGGUGUUGUCGACUUCAAAGCUCAUAUUACUUUUAUCUGUGAUGGUAUCUUCUCUCAUUUUAGAAAAGAACUACAUCCUGAACAUGUUCCAACCGUGAACUCCUCCUUUGUUGGUAUGGCUUUGUAUGACACUAAAUUACCAACAGACCACCAUGGUCAUGUCAUCCUAGGUGAUAACCAUAUGCCUAUUAUUGUCUACCAAAUCUCUCCAAACGAAACUAGAAUUUUAUGUGCAUACAACUCUGCUAAAGUAACUAAGGAUAUCAAAUCUUGGAUGCUUAAAGAUGUUAAACCAUAUUUACCAAAGGAAAUCUCUAAAGCCUUCGAUUCUGCUUUGGAGACCGGUAAGUUCCGUGUUAUGCCAAACUCUUACUUGCCAGCAAGACAGAACGACGUUAUUGGGUUAUGUGUCGUUGGUGAUGCAUUAAAUAUGAGACACCCAUUGACUGGUGGUGGUAUGACUGUUGGUUUAAAUGAUGUUGUAUUAUUGUUACGUAAGAUCGGUGACUUAGAUUUCAGUGAUCGUGCUACUGUAUUAGACGAAUUGUUAGAUUUCCAUUACGACAAGAAGAGCUACAACACAGUCAUUAACGUGUUAUCUGUUGCAUUAUAUUCUUUGUUUGCUGCUGACUCAGAUAACUUGAGAGCUUUACAAAAGGGUUGUUUCAAAUAUUUCCAACGUGGUGGAGAUUGCAUUAACAUCCCAAUUCAAUUUCUGUCUGGUUUAUUACCAAGUCCCUUCCAAUUAACUAAGGUGUUUUUCGCCGUUGCUAUUUACUCUAUCUACCUAAGAAUCGAAGAACGUGGUUUCCUUGGAUUCCCAAUGGCUUUAAUAGAAGGUUUCAUGAUCUUAUUAACUGCUAUUAAAGUUUUUACUCCAUUCUUUUUAGGUGAGUUCAUGGGUUAA